GGGGUUGGAGCCCAGGCGGCGGGCCGGGAGGGGCUGGCAAGUUUGCUUGCCGAGUUCGGAGCCCAGGAGUCCCCGCGGCUGUCGCGCAGGUGCCUUCCGCCUAGGUCGGGAUGGAGCUGCCAGCCGUGAACCUGAAGAGUGGGCAGUGGUGCCAGGUGAGAAGAAACAGCUGCCCCAGGCCCUUUGCACCAGAGGCAACCCCUAAAUGAGUCCCAUCUGUGAGGCGAGUCUUGAACUGGAGGAAUGACAUCGUGACAAGAAGAAAGGACUAGACUUGGCUUCAUGAGGUCUUGUGGAAAGAAGCCCUUGGGAAGGAGAUGAUCCUCCUGGUUCAUUGGCUGCUGACGACCUGGGGCUGCCUCGUGUUCUUGGGCCCAUAUGCCUGGGCCAACUUCACCAUCCUGGCCUUGGGCGUGUGGGCCGUUGCCCAGCGGGACUCCAUUGACGCCAUAAGCAUGUUUCUGAUUGGCUUGGCAGUCACCAUCUUCCUGGACAUCGUCCACAUCAGCAUCUUCUACCCACGGCAGAACCUCACCGACACGGGGCGCUUCGGCGCCGGCAUGGCCAUCCUCAGCCUGCUGCUCAAGCCGUUCUCCUGCUGCCUCGUCUACCACAUGUACCGGGAGCGCGGGGGUGAGCUCCAGCUCCACGCUGGUUUUCUUGGACCUUCACAGGACCGCAGCGCUUACCAGACGAUUGACUCGCCAGAGGCACCCUCAGACCCUUUUUCUGGCCCGGAGGGCAAGAAUCACAGCCCCCAAGGGUACUGAAGCCAGCCCUGCCCGGCCGGGCCCUGGCACAGGGGCAUUUGACAGGCUCCCAGGGAGGCCCAGGCCGCGUAGCCUUCCUCCCGCCCUGGACGCCGCUCCAGGGCUGCUCCUCGCCCCGCCUUUCUUGGGCCGAGCAUGGAAUGUGUCCUCCCACGUCCUGUCUCGGGUGUUGCCUGACCGUCUCUGUGCACACACCUGUCCCGAGCGCCCCGAGGCCUUCCCUUCCAGGAAUCCCACUGGGCGCAGGCUGGGAACGAGGUCACUUUCCUCACUGCCCCCCUCAGCUGCUCCGUGUAGGCCCCGGUCAAGCCACACCUGAGCCUGGCAGGGUCCAGCCUCUAAGGCCAGUGAUGCCCCCUUUCCGGGGCGUCCUCGCAGUGUGUCAAGCCCUCCUGCAGAAGCUCCGUGAGCUUUGGGUCAUGCUCAGCCCCAGGAGCAGUCCAGCAUGGAGGUGAGGUCCUUGCGUCUCUCACUGCCUGGGCACUUGGUGCCUAUGGACCCCAAGGCUGGAGGCAGGAGGUGUGUGUAGCCCCUGAGACCCACCACAGCCUCCAGCUGCCCUCUCAGCCAUGGCAUUAAAGUUCAGGGGAUUCUGUAGCUAGAUGUGUGUCGAGCCAUGAUUAAUCACCCAGCGGGCUGGGGCCUGUCUGCAUUCGUGGGAAGCUUUCCCCUGCGAAUUCCCAGGCUGCCUGGGCUUAGCUGCCCAUUCCCUCGUGGCAGGAGGAGGCAGAGGCUUGUGACCAGCUGGGCCUGCCCUGCACCCAGCUCUGGCCUAGCUGAGGCCCUAGCAGAGGAGGACAGUCUUCCAGGAUGUCUGUUUCUCUGAAUCAGAUGACUCCGGUGUUGGUUUGAAUCUUGCUCUGCCACUGACUGGCUGUGUAUCCUCGGGCAGCUUAGCCUCUCUGACCUUGGUGUCUUCUGGACAAGUGCUAACGCCUGCCGAGGGGUGAUGCUGCAAAUGACGUUAAAUGUCUGGUCCACAAAAGGGCUCCCGAAAUGACAGCAAAGUUGUUAGUGGGGUUGCUCCUUGAGCCUGUGAUGAUGGGUCAGAAGGUGACAGGCAACUUCUUCCUGGCUGACCCUGGCUUGGCCUCAGAGCUGACUGGGACUGACACAUGUCCAGAAGCCCCAGCAGCCCCAUGGCCAGGGCCCAAACCCACUCUGACUGGGGUGGACACUGACCACUGGGCCCCCGGUGUCUGGGCUUCCCUGGUCUGGUCCACAGGGGUGAACUCCGGUGCCUACUCUCAGGGAACAGAUGUUCAGAGUCCUCUGCGGGAGGCAAGACUCCCGGGAACAGGGAAGGACCUCGUGCUCUGAGGCCAAGGGACGCUGUGUGCCGCAGCCAUGGCAACGGAAAACGGCCUCACUGUCAGGAGGGGGCGGACAAACAAGCCGUGGGACGUUCAUCCUGUGGAAUCUUGUUCAGUUGCGGUGAAUAAACCAGACAGACCUGUUUCUGUCAGCAUGAACAGAACGGUGCGGGGUGGCGUCUGCAACAGGAUGGCACGGCUGUGAAUUUCAACACCACAGCAGUACCACGCAUUAUUCUUGGGCGUAGAUGCAGUAAAAUAUAAAAGUGUGGCCCAGAA
Molecule: messenger RNA, 2362 nt
Organism: Pteropus alecto (black flying fox)
Lineage: Eukaryota; Metazoa; Chordata; Mammalia; Chiroptera; Pteropodidae
Gene: AGTRAP
Product: angiotensin II receptor associated protein
Exons: 6
Coding region: 318-770 (150 amino acids)
Biological process (GO): angiotensin-activated signaling pathway; regulation of blood pressure
Cellular component (GO): plasma membrane
Source: RefSeq, a predicted model, not a curated record